AUGAUGAGCAGUAAUUACUGCAGCAACAGUUCAGCCAGCAUGAGUGUCAACGAAAUGUCUGCCUUCCCUCUGACUUUAGAGCAAAAAACUGGCUUUGCCUUUGUGGGGAUUUUGUGUGUUUUCUUGGGACUUCUAAUUAUCAGAUGUUUCAAAAUCUUGCUAGACCCCUACAGUAGUAUGCCUUCUUCUACAUGGGAAGAUGAAGUUGAGGGGUUGGAUAAAGGAACAUUUGAAUAUGCUCUUGCAUGA
Molecule: messenger RNA, 249 nt
Organism: Merops nubicus (carmine bee-eater)
Lineage: Eukaryota; Metazoa; Chordata; Aves; Coraciiformes; Meropidae
Gene: CTXN2
Product: cortexin 2
Exons: 1
Coding region: 1-249 (82 amino acids)
Source: RefSeq, a predicted model, not a curated record